This is a messenger RNA of Bombina bombina (fire-bellied toad), 2205 nucleotides long. RefSeq names its product zinc finger protein 615. Gene Ontology annotation, molecular function: DNA-binding transcription repressor activity, RNA polymerase II-specific. Gene Ontology annotation, biological process: negative regulation of transcription by RNA polymerase II. The transcript has 10 exons. NCBI's taxonomy places the organism in Eukaryota, Metazoa, Chordata, Amphibia, Anura, Bombinatoridae. The record is from RefSeq and is a predicted model, not a curated record. Bases 238 to 1878 code for a protein of 546 amino acids.
CCGGAUGUACAGUUCACCCGGUAGCUCGAAAACCUCUAAUUAUAUUUACCUACAGGUGUUCCCAGUCCCACAGUAAACAUGGCGGAUACAACCUCAAAUCGUCUAUAGGUCUUCUAUUUACCUGCAGUUUAACGGUGGUGACGUCAUCACUGUGCUGCUGGGGGAAAUAAAAGUACGGAGAGGGCGGGGCAGCAAUUCUCAUAUUUAUAACGUGGGUGGAAAUCGCUUGUAUUUAACAUGAAGGACACGAACAAGCUGCGGAUGGCGGAGCAGUUCCUUAAUCACGCCCUGGGGUUUGUCUACCUACUGACUGGGGAGCAAUACUUUAUAACGAAGAAAACUCCUUCACACAGCAGCACUCACCGGCUGAGCGGAGAGGUGCCUAUAAAGUGUGAUGACGUUGCCGUGUAUUUCUCUAUGGAGGAGUGGGACUAUAUAGAGGGACAGAAGAAGAUUUACAAGGAUGUUGUGAUGGAGACUCAGCAAGCACUAAGGACAAUAGAGAUCUCAGGAAAUGAGAGCUCAGGCCACUGUGAGGCUAAUAUAAAUACAGAGUUAAUAUGUGAGAAGGGAGAGUACGAGAGACCUAACAAGCCACUCCCCCAAGGAGAGACCAGUUCUGUUGUCCUUAAAGACGAAUCUGAUGCUGAGGUGGUAUCUUCAGCCGGAGAUCAGCCCGUAAUGAGUCAUCUGGAAGCUCCGCAGCAGGAAAUCUAUAACUGUAUCAGCUCAGAUGGAUCUGUUGUUGAAGUCUUAUUAAAUACUGAACAAACCGUAGAUUUGACUGUAGAACAUCGUCUGGAAGCUCUGAAGGAGGAAAUCCAUGACCAUACCAGCUCAGGUGAUGUCAAUGUUGCUCAUCAAACCAAAGAUUUGGAGCAGAAACACUGUGAAGAUAUCAGCACAGUAUGCUCCUUCCAAACGGAUGGAUGUGACAGGGAUGAUUUUAAAGAAUCCAGUGCAAUAUUUUAUCUGUCAGAGAAUACGGCAGAAGACAUUACCACUGGUCCCAUUCAACAAAUACAAGGAAAACUCGCUAAAACAUUGUUACAUAAAAGACAAAAUCUCCAAUCUAAAUCAAGGUCUUACCAAAUAAAUUCAUUCAAAACGGAGGGAUGUAACGGGGAUGACAUUAAAGAAUCCAGUGCAAUAAUUUAUCUGUCAGAGAAUACAGCAGAAGAAAUAAACACUGAUCACAUUCAACAAAUUCAAGGAAAACUCACUGACCGAUAUUUACCUAAAGAAUUGUUUCAUAAAAGACAAAAUCUCCAAUCUAAUAAAACAAGGUAUCCCCAACAAAAGCUAAACUUCUAUUGUAACAAUGCACCAUCUACUUCCAUGACUGUUAAUAUGCAAGAACCAGCAAAUGGUGUAAAAUGCGUUGGAGGAAUAAAACCUAAAUCACAUUCUGUACCAAAGCCGUAUGUCUGCCAGAUAUGUGGGAAAGGCUUCUUUCAGUGUUUGCAAUUUGUUAAACACAGUAGAAUUCAUAUGAGGAAAGAUGCACACGUUUGCCAAGUGUGUGGAAAUGCAUUUACUCAAGCCUCUGAUUUGCAUAGACACCACAAAACCCAUACUGGGGAAAAGCCUCACAUUUGUAAUUUAUGUGGCAAAAGGUUCUCAUACAAUUUUAAUUUGGUUACACACCUCAGAACCCACACAGGAGAAAAACCAUAUGUUUGCCAGGAAUGUGGUAAAAGAUUCUCUCAUGGCUCUAGUCUAGUGACGCAUCAGAGAACCCACACAGGAGAAAAACCGUAUGUUUGCCAGGAAUGUGGUAAAGGCUUCUCUCAUGGCUCUAGUUUAGUGACACAUCACAGAACCCAUACAGGAGAAAAGACCUAUGUUCACCAAGAACGUGGUAAAGACUUCUCUUAAUCAUCGAGUUUGUGUGAACAUUAUAAAAAGCCAAACAACAAAGAAAUCUUAUGACUUCCAGGAAAAUGAAAGAUCGUAUUUGGUUUCACACAUCCCAUGCACAAGAGAGUUCAUAGACUUGACUAUAAGAUAGAAACACUUUCUAAGAAAAUUGUUUCCUUUGCCAGAAGUUGUUUUGCUAAUUAAUUGAACCUAAUUAGGCACUUUCGAUCUUAUAUAUGAAUUUAAUUAAAUGUGUUUUCUUUAGAACUAUAGAAAUCUUGCACAAUAGAAGCUUUCUUGAUUGUCUUUAACACAUUUAUAUUUUAAUAAAUAGGUGUAAAUUGA